Messenger RNA from Prorocentrum cordatum, 744 nucleotides. Lineage: Eukaryota; Dinophyceae; Prorocentrales; Prorocentraceae. The record is from the annotation of a GenBank genome assembly.
GCCAGGGGCCCCUCCUCGCCGCCCGCGGGCCGACGGCCCGAUGGUGAGAGCCCAGCUCUCCCCGGGGAUCGCCAAGCCCUUGCUCCACGAGGCUCUGGCGGACCACGGCGCGCCCCCGUGGCCCUGCGGCCUGCCGCCCGGGGGGGCGACGGACCUGGACCUGACGGCGCCUGGCAGUUCGCCGCCGAGCAGCAGCGGGAAGGCGAGCAGCCAGGAGGAGGUGCUGCCGCCCGGGCGGGUCGUGGGGGCGACCCGGCUGUCGCAGCGCGGCGCGCAGCAAACCAGGCUGCCCAGCCGCACCGACCGGGCUCAGAAGAGCCGCAUGAAAAGCCCGCGGUCGUUAUCCCCGCCGACCUGGAGGCGGCGCGGGUCACCGCGCUCAGCGGGGGCGGCCUGAGUGGGUGCACCACCGUCAGGCUGAAGAAUGUGGAGCCGUCGCUCAUGCCAGCCACGGCCAUUGCCGCACUCAACGCCAACGGGUUCGAGGGCAUGUUCGACUUCGUGCACGUGCCCAUGGACAUGAAGAGGAUGAAGAACAGGGGCAUACUCUUCAUCAAUCUUAUCGAUCCUGCGACAGCGGAUGCGAUGUACCAGUCCUUCCACCACCAGACGAUGCCUGGAGUCAGUCUGGCGGGUAAGACGCUGGAGAUCACGCCAGCAUACGUUCAGGGCUUCAAGGAGAACUUCGACCUGCAUGUGGAGUCCGAGGCUCCAUUCCUUGAGUGUUUCCGUUGUGUACUCUAG